GAGAACAGUCAUGUACUUAAUUUCUCUCAUGCUCGCUGCAUCUAAAGGUUAUCAUUAAGACGUAUGUGCCCUGCAGAGCGGUUGCCGUUGAGAUCAUUUUACACUGGGGGAAAUAUUUGAUUAAAGUGUGCGGAUUUAAAGCAACUGAUAAAGACACGUCAAACCUGCAAAAAACAAAGUGCCCAAAGAGGACAGAAUUGUAGGAAAUUAAGGAUAAGAUGUCCCAUUUCGUCUGUCCCACCAUUCAGCAUUAUCUUCAGCUCAGAGCUCUGUUCCUUAAUUGAUUCCUUAUCAAGGACUCUUCAGGAGUGAUUGUAUACAAUGAUAAUCAAUCAACUUACUUUCCUCCUGCUGUUCUGCUUGCUGGGCUGCAGCAGUGCACUGAUCCGUCCGGUGCCUGGAAUUAGCAAAUCAGAUCGGGAUGGACAGACACUACACCGCACUAAACGAGGAUGGAUGUGGAAUAGUUUCUUUCUCUUAGAGGAAUGGACAGGAAAUGGAAAGCAAUAUGUCGGAAAGCUACACUCAGACAUGGAUACAGAAGAUGGCUCAGUGAAGUAUGUCCUCACAGGAGACGGGGCUGGAACUAUUUUUGAGAUUGAUGAGAAUUCCGGUGAUAUUCAUGCCACCCGAAGGCUAGACAGGGAAGAGAAAGCAUCAUACACCCUGAGUGCCAAAGCUGUCAACAAAACCUCUGGGCAGGAUUUGGAGAAGGGCUCGGAAUUUGUCAUCAAAAUCCACGACAUCAAUGACAAUGAGCCAAAGUUUUCCAAGGACAGUUAUGUGGCCAGUGUAUCAGAGAUGUCUAAUGUUGGUGCAUUUGUAAUGAGAGUUACUGCCACCGAUGCAGAUGAUGAAGCAUAUGGAAACAGCGCCAAGCUGGUUUACAGCAUACUGCAGGGCCAGCCAUAUUUCUCAAUUGAACCUGAGACUGGCGUCAUAAGGACGGCCCUUCCAAACAUGAUUCGAGAGAACCGCGAGCACUAUCAGGUGGUGAUUCAAGCUAAGGACAUGGCUGGACAGAUGGGCGGUCUCUCCGGGACCACUACAGUAAACAUCACCCUGAUGGAUGUCAACAACAGUCCUCCUCGAUUCCCCCACAGUACCUACCAUCUCUCCACUCCUGAAUCGGCCGAAAUCGGAUCGUUGGUUGGCCGGAUCAAAGCGUAUGACGCAGACUUUGGAGAGAAUGCGGAGAUGUGGUACUCUAUUCUGGAUGGCGAUGGGCAAGAUACGUUCAAUAUAAUCACAGACGGAAUGAGUCAAGAGGGGGUGAUAACGGUAAAGAAGCCAAUAGAUUACGAGAGUAAGAGGUUGUACUCGCUAAGGGUGCAGGUGACCAACACACAUAUAGAUCGACGCUUUGAGCAUCUGGGGCCGUUCAGCGACACAGCGAUGGUCAGAAUCACAGUCACGGAUGUGGACGAACCUCCGGUCUUCAGUCGGGCCAUGUACAUUUUUGACGUGGACGAAGACACCCCUGCUGGCAGCUCGAUUGGUACGGUAUCAGCCCGAGACCCUGAUAUGGCCAAUCACCUGGUCAAAUACACCAUUGAUCGCCACACAGACCUGGAGAGGCUGUUUAACAUCGAUUCCAACAAUGGGACCAUCAGCACACUGCAAGCUCUGGACAGAGAAACCUCCAAAUGGCACAACAUCUCAGUCCUGGCAACAGAACUUAGUACUGCCCUGCAAACCAGAGUGCCAGUGUUCAUCAAAGUACGAGACGUGAAUGACAAUGCUCCUGAGUUUGCCAUGUACUACGAGACCUUUGUCUGUGAGAAUGUCAAAGCCGGUCAGCUCAUCCAGACCAUAAGCGCUGUGGACACAGAUGAACCUCUUGUUGGUCACAAGUUUGUUUUCAGUCUCAGCACCAUCAAUCCAAACUUCACUAUUUUAGACAAUGAAGAUAACACAGCAAGGAUUUUAACACGCAGAGGUGGCUUCAAAAGAAGAGAGAUGAGCUCGUACCUGCUGCCUGUUGUUAUCUCAGACAAUGAUUACCCAAUCCAGAGCAGCACCAGCACGCUGACAGUCAGGGUCUGCGCCUGCGACAGCCGUGGGAAUGUGCAGACGUGCAGUACGGAAGCCCUGCUUCUCUCAGCCGGACUUAGCACUGGAGCUCUGGUGGCCAUUCUACUCUGCAUUAUAAUACUACUGUUGAUUGUGGUAUUGUUUGCGGCCUUGCGGCGACAAAAGAAAAAGGAGCCUCUGAUCAUUUCGAAAGAAGACGUGAGGGAUAACGUGGUGAGCUAUAACGAUGAGGGUGGUGGAGAGGAGGACACACAAGCGUUUGACAUCGGAACUCUUCGCAACCCCGAGGUCAUCGAUACCAACAAACUUCGCAGGGAUAUAAUACCUGAAAUGCUUUUUCCAUUCCGUCGCACAUCUCCUAUCAAAGACAACACAGAUGUGAGAGACUUCAUCAACGGACGACUGCAAGAGAACGACUCGGAUCCCACAGCACCCCCAUAUGACUCCUUGGCUACGUAUGCCUAUGAAGGCAAUGGCUCUUUGGCGGAGUCUCUGAGCUCUUUGGAAUCAGCUGCCACCGAGGGUGACCAGGAGUUUGAUUAUCUGAGUCACUGGGGUCCACAGUUCAAAAAACUGGCAGAUAUGUAUAUAGGGCAAGAGUCCCAUAGAGAGACUUAAAGAGGAUUAUGCCACACAGCACACUUAAAUAUACUGUACUGUAUCUCAGAGCACUAAAUUAAUGUAUACAUGCUGAAGUAUCCACCCUUCGAUCUCUGCUGUGUAAUGCAUAUAGAAUCAGCGAAGACUUGAACAUCACGCUCAGCAACUGGGAGCUCUUCACAUAGACAUAGAGUGCAAUGGCGCCCAUCCACUUUUUUCAGUAUUUUCCCCAUUCAUUUUCUCCAAAAAAAAAUAAAUAAAAAAAAAUAAAUAAAUAAAAAAAUAAAAUAAAUAAAUAAACAAUAAAAAAACUAAAAACUUAAAGAGUUCUAAGUCAUAAACUAAAUCAACCAGCUCGGAUAUAAAUCAUAAAAUUAUAUGUACUGUAAAUCUAAAAAAAAUAAAAAAAUAAAAAAAUACAAAGGAAAAAGACUGAAAAAAUUUAUGAGGACAUAAAACAUGAUGGAAAUGAUGGCACAAUAUAAAAUUAUUGACUUAUAGUUAAAGAGUUUACAUAAGAAAAACAAUAUUUAUUAAUUGAUUUAUUUACUCAAGUAAAAAAAAAAAAAAGGCCAAAAAUCAAAACAAAAAACAAAAGGUUAAAUUGAGUUUAUAGCACAAUGCUCAAAUAUUACUCAACUACUCAAAUUCACUGGAAAUUUGGCCUUUUAUCUUUCUUUUCUUUUUUUUUUUUUUUUUUUUUUUUUAAAUCAAAGAUUUUUGGUAUCUGUCUUCUCUUAAAGGGAUAAUUCACUCCAAAAAUCAAAACGUUGACAUCAUUUACUCAUGUUAUUACAAACCUAUGUGACUUUCUUUCUUACUUGGAACACAAAAGGAAUUAGGCAGAAUGUUAGCCUCAGUCACCAUCCACUUCCAUUGUAUUAAAGGGGUCACGAAAUGCUAUUUUUUAAAUAAUUUUAUAAUCUACCCUGAGGUCCACUGAUAUUGUCAGUAAAGUUUUUUGCACCAAAAGUGUCAUAGUUUAAUAAUAAGUGAUCAUUUCCCACCCUGUCUCUGGCCCUCUGACUGAAACGCUAGGUUUUGGCCACAGUGUCUCCUUUAAACUUCAAUGUAAACACCCACUGUUCUAAUUGGCUAACAUCGUGCAGCCCCUCAGAUUCAGCCAUAUUUGAAACUCAAUUGGAAGAGAAUAAACAAGCUCUCCACAACAUUAUAAAACUCAAUUUCAGGGUUUACACAUAACACACAUCCAACACGUUGCAUCUGAAUAUAUAAAAAUGUUCACUCAAGCACAUCAGCACCAUCAAACAGUCAUGACAUAUGAAAUAUUCAUGAAUUAAAUUGUUUGCUCAUGAUUUUGCAGUCAAGUCCAAGUGUUUUUAACGGACCCAUUCUUCUUCAAUGACAGUCCCUUUGCAACACUUGAAUAUAUUAUGACUGGUUCACAAGCAGUCCAUGCUGAUAUUCGCACAUACACAGUCCAUAGCAUGGUAAAACAUGACAAACACACAUUGGUGCACUGAGGUACAGAUUGCCAGAAAAGCAUCCAAAUGGUCAAAGACGUCCAGCUAGUGCUUGUUUAUAUACACAAUUAAAAAUAGCACAGAUGGGAGCAAGAACAGCAAGCAGAGCAGCUGAAUGAAACUGAAUGGCAUCUCAGUUUCUGAAUUGUAACUUGAUACCGUGUCUUUUAAAAGCAGCACGAUAAACAUGACAACAGUCAAAGACAUCUGUGUAAUGCAUGUGUCAUAUGCACAAAAAUCAGAAUAGUCCAGAUGGGUCCCCUUUGGUGUUUAGAAAUAGUUGGCCUAUCUCUCUCCCUCUCUGUUUACAAUAUGAACUGAAUGCUAGUGGGUGGGGCCAAGGGUGCGAUGACACGUUGUGGGGUGUGUAAAUACAAUUGAGCAAUGUCUUGUGACGUCACAAACACACAGUUUUCAAAACUAGAAUUUUCAAACCGGUGGGAACUAUAAAUGCUAUUUUUAGACUGGGGAGGAAGAUUUGAGUUCUGAAAUGUACAGUACGUUUUAAUAGUACAGUCUAAAUAUUAAGGGAAAUUUGAUUUUCCAUUUUCAUUACCCCUUUAAAAAAAUAAAAUAAUGAUUUUCCUUUUUUUUUAAAGAUUCAAUGGAAGUAAAUGGAGACUGUGAUGUUAACAUUCUGCCUUUUGUGCUCCAUGGAAGAAAGAAAGUCUUGUACGUUAUCAUUAAAAAUCAAUUUCUCAAUGGAGAAAAUGAAUGGGAUUUUUACUUCUGGAACCCUAUUCUUGCGCUCUUUUCUCUUUCCCUGCUCUUUCCCUUUUUGUCUUCUUUAAAUUUGUCCUCUUCUUCUGGUCUUUCUUGCUUUCUUUCCCCCUCAAAAGAAUCAUUAAAGAUGCCUUUUAAGAUUAAGGAUUUGUUGUAAUCAAUGGUGUGGAUAAUGUGUUUUAUAACCAAGGUGAGUGAUAGUAGCUUUCUACACUAUCGAUGUUUAUGGCAAAAAAAAAAAAAAAAAAAAAAAAAAAAAAAACAGAAGAAAAUUGUGAAAAAAAAAAAAAAAAGCUUAGAUUUUAUUGCAGACCAAGUCUAAAAUAGGUGCAGUAUGUGUAUAAUAAGUAUGAUCAUUAUGUAAACUACUUGAUAUCUCUGUUUAAGAGGCAGUUUUCCUGUGGAAGGUUUAUAUGAGUUCUGUCAAACUGUGGAUUCAUUUCAGCACAUAGAGUUAAACACUGUAAAAUGACGUGUGUACUUGUAGAAUAUAGGUCAUUUUGUUCAUGUUGUUUGAAUGCUGU
This is a messenger RNA of Myxocyprinus asiaticus (Chinese sucker), 5365 nucleotides long. RefSeq names its product cadherin-10-like. Gene Ontology annotation, molecular function: cadherin binding; calcium ion binding. The transcript has 12 exons. NCBI's taxonomy places the organism in Eukaryota, Metazoa, Chordata, Actinopteri, Cypriniformes, Catostomidae. The coding region runs from base 322 to 2652 and encodes 776 amino acids. Gene Ontology annotation, cellular component: catenin complex; plasma membrane; adherens junction. Gene Ontology annotation, biological process: calcium-dependent cell-cell adhesion; homophilic cell-cell adhesion; cell-cell junction assembly. The record is from RefSeq and is a predicted model, not a curated record.